Tuber aestivum (summer truffle) is the source of this 1491-nucleotide messenger RNA. NCBI's taxonomy places the organism in Eukaryota, Fungi, Ascomycota, Pezizomycetes, Pezizales, Tuberaceae. The record is from the annotation of a GenBank genome assembly.
GGCCUGGUCUUUGUCGUCACCACACCACUACCCCCCUCACCCACCCCACCAACCAACCAAUCAACCGCAUAGCGAACAAGACCUUCUCCAGCCAGCAAGCUUGUUCACCCGCUAGUCCAUUCGACAGCACCACCGCCUAACCGCAUUAUAAAUAUUGACAAUUCCGUGACAGGUUCGACACAGCAAACAUGCCUGCGCAGGAGUCCAUCCCCCCAGCAGCAAACGUCCUAGGAACUAUCGGAACGGUGCUCUGGUGCAUCCAGUUGAUUCCACAGAUAUGGUUUAAUUAUAGGAAUAAGUCCACGGAGGGAUUGCCGGGGAUAAUGAUGUUGGUUUGGGCUUUUGGUCCGCCUGCCCUUGCUCUUUCAACCCAUUCGUCCAAUUGCUGACUGGAAGUCAUUAUAGCUGGACCUCCCUUCGGAGCUUACGCAGUUAUUCAGGUAUGAUAUAAAAUUAGUUACCCGUAGACAAUCGUUCCCCCAAUUAACCAACAACCUACUUCCCCAUUCUUCCAUACCAGCUACACCCCCCCCCCCCCCCCCCACCACACACAAAUCACUUCCCAGCUAACACAGUCUUGCCAAGAACCUCAACAUCCCCAUCCAAAUCCAACCGCAAGUCUUUGCCUCUCUCUCCCUCAUCUCCUGGGCGCAAUGCCUGCACUACGCCUCCGGCUGGGCCGUCUGGUCCUCAAGCCUGAUAGCCCUCGCGGUAGCCAUUGCCUGCGCGGGCACCGAAGCCGCGCUAAUCCUCACCCUGCAGCCAAUCUACAACCGCGGCACCGAGUGGCCGUUGUUAGCCGUUGGAAUUAUCGCAUCGAUAUUGCUAGCUGCCGGCUUGAUUCCACCCUAUUUCGAGAUUUGGAAGAGAAAAGGGAGGGUUGUUGGGAUUGGUUAGUUCCCUUUGAAUGUAUGGGUGAAUGAGAAUGAGAGGAGGGGAAGCGCUAAUAGGGAUCUGGGUUGGAUAGAUUUUGUCUUCCUGUCAAUCGACUGGCUUGGAGCACUUUUCUCCAUCAUGAGCCUCGUGGCGCAGCAUACCUUCGAUUACCUCGGCGGGGUGCUAUACCUCGUCGUCAUCCUUCUCGAGUCCGGGAUAUUCAUUUCCCAUUGGAUAUGGCUAUUCCGUACCCGGAAGCAGCGCAAGGCAGAGAAGGGGGCCGCCCCAGCAGAAGCGGCAACACCGUCCGCAUCCGCCGACGAGAAGCUCCACGGCAGCGAUAUCGCAAGCACCACUGAUAGUAAUAAUAAAGAUGUGGAAUUGAAACAGGAUGUCUAGUCCAGUAUGCUGGGCAGAUUGGAUAGCUUUUCUUUUCUUUUCCUUCUCCCCUUGAUCCCCCGCUGUGUACAUCCGAUAUAUGGUCUCCCUGUGUAUAUAUUGUCGUCAUACCGUAGAGGGAGGGAGUGUGGUGCUUACUUUUUGUACCCCUGAUCUACUCUACUACCAUUAGCAUAAAUCCAAUGCAUGAGUACUAGUACAGUACGGUAAACCUGC